Aedes aegypti (yellow fever mosquito) is the source of this 2228-nucleotide messenger RNA. RefSeq lists its product as uncharacterized. Bases 39 to 1745 code for a protein of 568 amino acids. The record is from RefSeq and is a predicted model, not a curated record. NCBI's taxonomy places the organism in Eukaryota, Metazoa, Arthropoda, Insecta, Diptera, Culicidae. The transcript has a single exon.
UCGUUAAUUACAUAUCAUCCAUCAAUCACAGCUUAGCGAUGAAGUUGAAAGUGUACAUUUGCCAAGUAAUCUUCUCAUUUCUUGCAGUAUCUGUCUUCUGCGAGGAAAACUGUAACAUUCCCGAAUCGGAACUAUCAAAAAUCGACCAUGUACUCAGACACAUGGAAAAGCCAAUCUACUCGGAAGAACAAUUUGCGAGCGACAACGAAGAAUGCACCAACCUUCUGAAUGGGAUCCACGCUCAGCUGCGCCGACUAACCCAGCGGUACAAACUUAUGAACAAGGGCUACGUCAAAGUAGAAGAGUACCAACGGAUGGCAGACGACUACGAAAAACAACUCAAAACUUUGAACGAUGAACUGGUGGAAUUACAGCAGCACACUAGCGAAAAAGCAAGUGCCACCAUCGCCAAGCUCAAAGAGGACAUCAAAAAGCUCGAUGAAGAAGUGGGAACUCUUCACGAGAAGCUCAAGGGCAUCAAACAAGACUUCGAAAAGGUAAAACGGGACUUGUGCGUGACUUAUCUGAACUCGAACCAGAUGAGCAAGGCCAAAGCCAAGCUGAAAGAGAUGGCGUCGACUUAUCUUAUUGAAAUCGUUCAACAGCAGCUGAACAAGAGCAAUGCCAAUAUUAUGCCGAUGUUGGAAUUUAGUGCGGCCAUUCCGGAUUUGGACGACAUGGGGGAGGCAUACAAGGAGAUUUAUAAGUUUCUCGAGGAGCAAAAGCGAUUGGAAGGAGAGGAUUCCGUUUUACUGGAGGCGACUGUGUUGAAAAUGAAUGCUUCACUGAAAGAAGGAUCUAACAUCACGGAUGAAAGGAGAACGCAAAUUGAAGGAUUGUUGAAAGAUUUGGCGACGAAAUCUACUAUUGUUUUUAGCACGUGGACAAAGGAGUUGAAGAAGAUUAACGAUGCUGUGGUAAUCAAGAAUGCGCUAGAUCACAUGUUCGUGAGUCAGAUGAAAGUUUUCGGUGCUCUGGUUGGUGAUACAUCCGAUUUUGGCAGCAUUCGAAAUUUUGUGAAGUUGACAGUAGUGUGUAAUAAUUAUUAUAAGGUGGCGGCAUAUAAGGAAUUGAUCGACAGGAAGAUCGGUAAUGCGUUAGGUACGAUUAUGUUUGAUCUGCUCACGUUGGAAGUGAACGAGAUGAAGUUCGAUCCGCAUGUUCCAGAUGAAAUUCCCAAACUGUUUGAAGCUACUCUCAGUUCACUCCCGAACAGCCUCACUGAACUACGAACGUGUUUGGGCAAAGUUCAAAUUUACAACAAGAAAACCAACAAAUGCGUAGUCGCUACGGGAAAUGAUUUCGAUGUCCAUAAGGAUAAACUCGGCGAUUUCUAUCGGGUGGUAGUCGCAGAUUACGGUUGCACGUCGUUCCGUUUGGAAGCUUCAGGCGAUAAAGCUUCGGUUAGAAUCGUGACUCCAUCAGGGAAUCCAAUGUCCAACGUGAAUUUGCAUCUAGAGGGAAACUCGCUGCACAAUUAUGUUGCAACUCCAAAAUCGAAUAAACCGGAUAGGACUCCUUCCAGUAGUGACGAAUGGAUACUGGAUGCUAAUUAUAACAACGAUACAAUCAAAAUCGAGUCCCAGUUCAGCGAUUACAAAACAAAGAAAACAGAGGUGGAUCAUUUACUAGUGAGGGAUAUCAACCAUUUGCCACAUGUCCUGGUGGCUCGGUACGGAUUUAUGGGACUGAAAAAUUCUGAUGCUAAGGAUACUAUCGAAUGGAACUUGAAAUGCGGAUCCUAAAGCUAACUUUAAUUUUAAUUCCACUUUUAAAAGCAAGUACCCUCAAUAAAUCGAUUACUGUUUUCGUUUUGUUUCGAUGGUUUCGUCCGCCGAAACUGUGAAGCAGUAAGUUAAACCAUUAAAAAUAUUAGAAAUGACAUAGUUAUGGUUAUAUGAAUUAUUUCACGAUAUUCAAUUAUCCCUUAAAAUAGUUUUCAACUAUUAUUAAACUGUUAUACAAAUUUCCCAAUUGGCGGAAAACGUGUCUCUAGAGCCGGCCUUCUGGUACCUGACGCUUUCAUGUGGCACUACAAUUCACUUAGCCAUGUUGGUUAUUCCACAAUACCUUGAAUAAAACAUUGUCUCCAAAUAAUGCUGUACGACAGAAUUACAUCCCACAAAACAUGAUGCACAUUUUGCACACGUAAGGCAGUGUCCCUCGGCAAAACAUCUUCGCAAAGAAUGUGCAAUCCAACCCGCAAUAAAUCAAUUUUGAUUACAUAA